Messenger RNA from Aspergillus lentulus, 711 nucleotides. Lineage: Eukaryota; Fungi; Ascomycota; Eurotiomycetes; Eurotiales; Aspergillaceae. The record is from RefSeq and is a predicted model, not a curated record.
AUGGCGGAGAUACUGCUGGAGCUUUGGAAGCUCGACUUCGAUUUCAUCGGUUGCCUAAGUGAAGACCAACAAAGUGGGCAGUAUAUGGUUGACGGCGGCGCGCCUUUGACAUUGGAAGUCAACGAGCUCAUGCGGAUCUGCGGGACAGGAAAUCGCGCACCUUCAGGAGUAUAUCGCAGUUCUACCAAUUAUAUUGCAUCAUUGUUGCAACUGCAGUCAAUUCACCUGAGAGAACAACGGAGCAGCGUGUAUGAUUCAGAAGAUUGCCGGGAAAGGUAUGCUUGUCGCCAUCUGAUGAAAGCUGUAGCCUUGGAUUUCAUUUCCCAGGAAGAGAAUCACGGCCCUUAUAAGUUGUUCUGCGACGAUUUCGGACCCGGCAAUGUCCUUGUGGAUGACUCCCUUCGCGUCACGGGAGUUAUUGACUGGGAGCCUUGCUAUACAGCUCCCAUGCAGUUCGCCGGGACUAUUCCAUCGUGGCUCCUUCUUCAACGCCCUCAUCGAAUUAUUAAUGAAAUUGGUGCCGUCGGGUUUCUCGAUAUGUUUCUUCCCAAAGCAGAGCGUUUUCUGAACUGUUUGGAACAGAAGGAGGGAACCAGUGGGACUAACCCUGAGGACCGACUUUCAGCACAUAUGCGAAGAUCAGUCGAAGACAAGAGCGCCUGGUUCAUUCAUGCCACACGUAUGGUAUCAUCCGUGGACAUGAUCUACUGA